Molecule: messenger RNA, 807 nt
Organism: Drosophila kikkawai
Lineage: Eukaryota; Metazoa; Arthropoda; Insecta; Diptera; Drosophilidae
Product: lipopolysaccharide-induced tumor necrosis factor-alpha factor homolog
Molecular function (GO): zinc ion binding
Source: RefSeq, a predicted model, not a curated record
UUAUUGCCAUUGGCGAAGCACAUGCAUUUUGGCACCGGAGCUUUCUACCUUUGUGUUGCCAAUCCAUUCGUUUUUGUAUUCGCGUCGGCAGCAGUACUGUUGACUCAGAGCCCAAGUGCCGGGAUUCCAAGUAUUAUAGAUAACGCGACAAUGGACUACAAACGGGUGAACUCUCCGCCGGCUUACUCGGAUGACAUGGCCACAGCCCCACCGCACGAGAUGGAUCACCCACAACAGCAGCAGCACCUGUAUCCUCCAAUGCCGAUGCCUCCAACAAUGCCGAUGGUUCCGGCCCAGGUCGUAGCUCCGGCUCCGCCGCCGGUAAGCGUGGUGCAUCACCAGACCACAGUUCUGGUGGACUCACCCGGCCACGGAAUGAUCUGUCCCCACUGUCAUGCUCGGAUUCGUGUGCGUGCGGAGCACCAUCCCACUGGCAAGACUUACUGCUUGGCAGCUAUCCUCUGCCUCUUUCUGUGCUGGCCCUGCGUUUGCGUUCCAUGCUGCUGCAACUGCUGCUACAAGACCUCCCAGUUCUGCCCCAACUGCAAUGCCUGUUUGGGAUCGUUUUGAAGACGUCAGCGAAAAAUAUUCGCCAAACUCGGCUACAUAUUCAUAUGAAUAUCCUCAAAUACAUUUGUAUGCCGAUGCAUACAUAUAUUUAUAAGAUUUGCUGGAUCACUUAAAUAAAAUAAUAUACUUAAGACUACAAAUCGAAAUCAUCUUAACUAAAUGCAUAGAAAACUCUAAACUAGAUGAACAAAUAAAGCUUUCUCAAGCAAAGCAUUUUGUGGGAGUCCCACUUUUGAA